AUGACAGAUUCAAAUCCAUUGCCCCCGCAAAGAGACACUCCAGAGUCUGAGUCCCCAAGAAUUGUGGAACAACAGCUAUCCUUAGAUGACACGAUUGAACGGUGCAUCGGGGAGUGGGGGUGGAUACAAUUCUUCCAAGCCACUUUUAUAUCCUUGGCUUAUUUUUUCGAUGCACAACAAUGCUUCAUAAGUGUUUUCACUGAUGCUAAGCCAACAUGGCAUUGCACUUCACCCAGUAAUUCGUCGUGCAAGAAUAUCUGCCGAAUUCCAAGAGAUUCUUGGAACUGGGAUUUGCCCGCUCACACAUCCGUCAUCUCGGAGUGGUCCCUUGAGUGUUCCGGCUCCAUCAUCACCGGCCUCCCGACAUCAAGCUUCUUUUUAGGCUGCCUCGCAGGUAUAUUUGUCCUUGCAACCCUGGCCGACUCCUCUUUAGGCCGGAAGAACAUGCUUCUUCUUUCUUGCCUGCUCAUGUCUAUAAGUGGAGUCUUAACCGCAUUCUCCACCAACGUAUGGAUGUAUACUGCUUUGAGAUUUAUCAGUGGAUUUGGGUUUCUUUCCUUACCUGGUCUUGCUUAUAUGACCAGAGGUUCCUCAUGGAGACGCCUCUACCUGUGGACUUGCAUUCCUGCAAUAUUUUACUCUAUAUUAUUGUAUUUUAUAGCUUAUGAAUCUCCUCGAUGGCUUUAUAUCAAGGGCCGGAAGGAAGAUUUCGCCAAAACACUGAGAAGCAUAGCUGCACCCAGGAAUCGGAUUAUCUUAACUGACAGCUUCUUCGACAGGUGCAUUAAGUGGGAAGACAAAUUGCAAGAAACAAACUUUUACUCCGCAAUAAAGAUCUUGUUUCAAACAUCUUGGGUUUUUUGGCGACUUGCACCCGUUAUGGUCGUUGGCUUUGGAGCGGGCAUGAUUUCCUUUGGCAUGCCAUUAGGCCUUGAAAACUUGGCAUUUGAUCUAUAUUUGAGUGUGGCACUAAAUGCAUUUAUGGAAAUUCCAGCCUCCAUGCUUAUAUUAUUUCUUAUUGGGAACGUGAGCAGGAAGUUUUCAAUAUUGGGUUUGACUAUAUUGAGUGGAAUUUGUAGUGCAACGUGUGUGCUGGUUAGGUGGAAGGGAAUGCAGAUAGGACUAGAACUGGUAUCAUUUUUCUGCGGGGUCGUUGUAAUGGAUUUGGUGUUGAUUUAUACAUUAGAGUUGUUUCCGACAUGCGUAAGAAACUCAUCUGUGUCAAUGGUGAGGCAGGCAAUGAUGUUAGGUGGGGUUUGUGGCCCGGUAUUAGUGGCAGCCGGCAGAAAGAAUAGGUUGCUUUCAUAUGGGGUGUUCGGGAUAACAAUAGCUGUGUGUGGAUUGUUCGUUGUGUUCCUGCCAGAAACAAGGGGAAGGACAUUAUGUGAUACCAUGGAUGAAGAAGAGCGGAAGAAUGGAUCAAUAAAUAACGGAGUGGAUACUGCGUAA
Messenger RNA from Fraxinus pennsylvanica, 1449 nucleotides. The record is from the annotation of a GenBank genome assembly. NCBI's taxonomy places the organism in Eukaryota, Viridiplantae, Streptophyta, Magnoliopsida, Lamiales, Oleaceae.